Messenger RNA from Notechis scutatus (mainland tiger snake), 3108 nucleotides. Lineage: Eukaryota; Metazoa; Chordata; Lepidosauria; Squamata; Elapidae. The record is from RefSeq and is a predicted model, not a curated record.
AAGCAGCCCACCCCAAGAGAUGACCGAGCCCGACGCCCCCCUGCGGCUAGAGCCCACAGAGCUUCCUCCGGAUUUUAGGAGGGACAGCAGGACCCCCGGGGAGGAUCCCCCUUUGGGGGAAUGGAGGGAGCCUCAGUGCGUGGGGGACGUUUCCUCACCAAUGGCCGCUGCGGUUGAGGAAGAGGAGAUUUCCCGAGGGGCCGGAGAGAGGCCGGAGGGGAGCCCAGCCCAGCCGCCAGGAGAUGACCGCUUGCUUGAAGGCCCCCCUGCCCCAGAGGCUUCGGACCCACACCUCUUCGAGUCAGCCGACGUGAGCACCCCAGGCCCCGGGACGGAGCUGGGGUUGCACAAAUGCCGCGGCCUUCCCCUGCCCCUCGGUCUCCCCACGGCGAGUGGCUCAACCCCGCCCGGGAAUCCCGCCGCUAGCCGGCCCAAGGAUCAAGAGGAAGAGGCGGGCAUCUCCCUCGCCUCGGCCCUGAAGGAGCUGCACCGGCUCCUGGUGGUGAGUUCUAGACACGGCUUCCGAAGAGCGGGCGCUCAGCAGGCAGAGAGCUGCCCCAUGCGGGAGGCUCCUCCGGAAGAGUCCGCUGCGGCCGAGGAGGCCUUGCCCUCCCGAGAGCAGCAAGCGAGGCAGGACCCGGCCCUCUCCCGCCCAGCCCCCUGCUUGGAGGCCGGGAUAGAGAUGCUGGAGGAGCCCCGCUUAGCUGGGGGGCAGCAGGAGGUUGCUCAAGGGGCCUCCGGCUGCGGCGACGCUGUCCCGGUAAGCCCUUUGGUGGCAUGGCCUCCACCGCAGGCCAAGGAGUGCCUGAGAAAUCCGGCCCAGCUCUUAUUACCCUCUGGGCAGCACCCUGGCUGCGCUGCUGUGGGCAGUUGCAGCCCUUCCCCGGAGGAAGGGGGAGACUCCAGCGAGCACCCUGAGGCCGAGCCAGAGCCCUCGUCCUUCCCCGGGGCUUUGGAGCCCCGAUCUCCUCCGGCCCUCGCCUCAAACCUCGAUCAGAUUGUGGGGGCCGGCUUUACACCCCAAGAAGCCGGAGAAGCUCUGGAGCACGCGGGGGGCAACGCCGACCUGGCCCUGCUGAUCUUGCUGGCCAGGAACAUCGUGGUCCCCACGUAGCCGAGGUUGCCUUUCUUGGAAGAGUCUCCGUCGUCCGUCCCCCCGUCCCGGUGGCUGGGUUUGAUCCAGCUGUACCUUUUUAAAAUUUUAUUGUAUUUUAAGAGAGCGGAGAAAGGAAAAAAAAAAAACACCCCUUCUUUUCAACCAGGACCAUCCCCCUAUUUCCCCUGGUUGAAUUUUGGGCCGUUUUAAAGAAGCAAAUAUUAUUGGCAUCCGUAUGGAAUCCUGAGAUUGACGGUUGCUAAUCCUCCUCGGCUACAUUUUCGGAAUAAACUUCGUAUUUAAAACGUAUGGGGUUUUUUUAGAACGAUAUGCAAAUAUAAGGCUUAGAAAGGGUAGACCCAGCUCCGGGGGGGUGGGGGGUGCUUACCUUGGCGGAGUGCCAGGAGCAGGGAUGGUGCCUGGCACCCCCUUUUCUCACCCCCGCCGGGGACGCUGCGUGCCAGCCGUGUGGCUGGGGCUCCUUUUCUGCUUUAGCUUGCAGCCGUGGGGUGAAAAUUGGUCGUCCUCCCCAGGCAGAGCCCUCCAAGGGGGCAGCGCUUUCGGGGGGGGGGGUACAGCUGCAGCUGCUGGGUCAGCCCCUCAGGCUGGUCCCAAGGGGCCCUGGGUGUGUGUGUGUGUGUGUGUGCAUUCUGGACCUUCUUUUGGUGCAGCUUUGGAAUUCGGUGGUGGGUUGGCACAACGCUGCUGGGCUUGGUGUGGUGAUAGCAGAGCUUAGGUCAGAGAGGAGGUUGAUGGAGGAGCUCUGGGGGGCUUUCCAAUUUUUCUUUGGGGGAGGUUAGGGGAGGGGGCUGCCCGCUGGGAGCCUCCCUUAACAAGUCUUCAGCAUUGGGGGGGAUUUGAAAUGCAAGGCAGGGAAUUAGUAGCUGCUGAUCAUUUUCCGCCCCGUAAAGAGGGCAGGCCAUGCCUUUGGCGCAGGGGCUUCCAAACUUGGCAACUUGUGGACUUUCAACUCCCAGAAUUCUCCAGCCCGUUGGACUUCCAACUCAUCAGCUCGCUAUCUUAUAAGCCUAAGCCGGCUGGAGAAUUCUGGGAGUUGAAAGUCCGCAAAAGCCUUAAAAGUCGCCAAGUUUGGAGACUUCUGCUUUGGCGAGAGUCGAUGGCGUUUGAAGUUAAGAAAAGGCGGGGAAGGGGCUUCUGAAUUUUCUCUGCAGCUUGAGAAAUCUUGGGGGGUGGGGGACACAUCUCCCCGUAAUUCAGCACGAAGGGAGAGUUUUGAAAUGGCGGGUGGGCGGGCGCACAAGCGACGUUUCUUUUGAUUUGACAAAUGUUGUUGGCUCUCGGCUAGGAUUGACGGUUUCAGACGGCUGGGGGGGGGGAGACCCACCCCUCCUUUCUAUGGGAAGGUAACGGGGGUCUCCGCAUGGCCAGAGCUCCCUUGUCAGCUGCCCCAGAAGGGGCCUGCCUCUCUGGACACGGGUGCAGAAGCCAGGACUAAACCUUUGCAAACGGGGCAGGAGAAUCCUGGAAGGCCAGCCGAGGGGGUGAUGCUUUGGAAAGACACCUCUGGGUGACUUUGGAAGGCUACACUUCCUGGCAGAGAGCAGGUGGUGCUGGCACCGUUGUGGCAGCCUGCCAAAGCACUGGCCUGUCGUACAGGGCCUGCGUAUAAUUCACGGGAGGGCCGGCCUGGAAUCUUGCUCCCUCCUUGUAAGCCAAACCAAGGCCUGGCUCACCGGUUAGCCACCCCUCGAGUCGGGUGCCACACGCAACGGCCCCGGGGGGGGGGGGAAGGGGUGGGCCCUCUCAGGAAUCUGCCUGCCACGUUACCGGGCUGCCCUUCUUCACCCUUGUCUCGGCCCGCUGGGGCGACCGUUCUCUAUGCCCACGAACGGUCGCCAUCUUGGGAACUCGCUUCUUUUUACCAAAAAAAAAACAAUAAAAGUAAAAAUAAGGACGUGUUUGGCUGAGAGGUGCGGGGCGGUUUGCUUCUCAACUGGGAGAAAACCUGUAAACGUUUUGGAUUUUAAAAAAUAAAAAGAUGUGUUUUCUCA